This is a messenger RNA of Lolium perenne, 687 nucleotides long. RefSeq lists its product as uncharacterized. Gene Ontology annotation, biological process: nucleobase-containing compound metabolic process. Gene Ontology annotation, cellular component: cytoplasm; nucleus. NCBI's taxonomy places the organism in Eukaryota, Viridiplantae, Streptophyta, Magnoliopsida, Poales, Poaceae. The record is from RefSeq and is a predicted model, not a curated record. Gene Ontology annotation, molecular function: nucleic acid binding; 3'-5' exonuclease activity.
AUGGAGCACCUCGCGCGCGACCCGGCUCCUCUAACUCGGGUGUACCACCUCAUGGCCGAAGGGAUGUCCUUCAAAGUCACGGUCGCACUCCGUGCAAGAAGGGUGGAGAAGUGGAUCAAGUGCGUGAAGAGGGACUAUCUCGACAACGCGCAAAUCAAGUGCGUCGGGUUGGAUUGCGAGUUCACCAACCCUCGCGAGGGUGAUCAGCGCGCCGCCAUCCUGCAACUCUCGGUGGCGUCAGAGAAUCUGGUAUUCCAGAUUUGUCGUGUUGAUGAAGUUCCACAAGCUCUCAAGGAGUUCUUACAGGACGGCACCAUCAGAUUCUGCGACGCGGCUAUCGGCAAGGAUGUGGAGAUACUGAGUCCGUGCGGUAUUCACAUUACUUUUGCGUACGACCUCCAGAAGAUACUCCCGAAUCCCACAAAUAAUCAUAUUCCGAGCCUAUAUGAUCUGGCGAAUUCUCUCAUUGGGACAAAUCUUGAGAAGAAGAAGAGGAAGAAGUACAAGAAGAAGGACGCCGCGCAAGAAAAAGAAGACGAUGAACUCAUAUUUGGGUGGGCCAAUGUUCCAUUGAGCUUCGAGCAAGUGCGCUAUGCCACGCUAGACGCUUGUCUGGGCUUCGAGAUGGCUAAGAGUUUUUGGCAGCUAGUUGGCUACAAUAGCCAUGUUGAUCGUCUCAACAUUUAA